Messenger RNA from Mucor mucedo, 1602 nucleotides. Its product is annotated as kinase-like domain-containing protein. Gene Ontology annotation, biological process: mitotic DNA damage checkpoint signaling; protein phosphorylation. The record is from RefSeq and is a predicted model, not a curated record. Gene Ontology annotation, molecular function: protein serine/threonine kinase activity; ATP binding. Bases 1 to 1602 code for a protein of 533 amino acids. Gene Ontology annotation, cellular component: nucleus. The transcript is spliced from 4 exons. NCBI's taxonomy places the organism in Eukaryota, Fungi, Mucoromycota, Mucoromycetes, Mucorales, Mucoraceae.
AUGGUGGGCGAAGAAAACGAUGGGAAACAUUUAAAUACGGCUGAUGAAUUGGCUAAUUUACUUGUGGAGCAAGAUAACAAGAGAAGGAGUCAAUUGCCUUCUUAUCCUGGCUUGGAAAGAUUUGAAAUAACAAGGAAACUGGGAGACGGGGCCUUCUCGAACGUUUAUGAAGCUCGUGAUACCAAAACUGGAAAGAAAGUCGCAAUUAAAGUCGCACAGAAAUCAAAAUCUGACAAGAUGGAUAAUGGUCAACGCCAUUUGCAUAAAAGCAUCCAAAAGAAACCAAGGGCAACAGAGAGAGCCAAUAUAAUAAAGGAAGUUCAGAUCAUGCGUAACGUGCGCCAUGCAAAUAUCGUACAGCUGAUUCACUACACCGAAUCGGGUGAGAACUACUUUUUAACGUUGGAUCUGUGUCAAGGAGGCGAGCUCUUUCAUCAGAUUGUAAAGUUAACCUAUUUCAGCGAAAACCUGGCUCGCCAUGUGAUUACCCAAGUCGCAUUGGCGGUCCGCCAUCUUCAUGAAGAAUGCGGUGUUGUUCACAGAGACAUCAAGCCAGAAAAUAUCUUAUUCGACCCUAUUCCGAUCAAGCCCUUGAAGCGACCCAUUUAUCGACCCACCGACAAUAUGGACACCAAGGAGGAUGAAGGUGAAUUCAUUCGAGGCAUUGGCGGUGGUGGCAUCGGUACAGUCAAGUUAGCCGAUUUUGGCCUAUCCAAAGUCAUUUGGGACAAUUCAACUUUUACUCCCUGUGGUACAGUGGGCUAUACAGCUCCAGAAAUUGUAUGUGAUCAACUGUAUUCGAAAUCGGUUGAUAUGUGGGCCAUUGGUUGUGUUUUAUAUACCAUUUUAUGCGGUUUCCCUCCAUUUUACGAUGAAUCCAUUCCCAUCCUAACCGAAAAAGUUGCCAAAGGUCAAUUCACCUAUUUAAGCCCUUGGUGGGACACCAUGUCCGAUUCGGUCAAAGACUUGAUUAACCAUUUACUCUGUGUCGACUCCAAAAAGAGAUAUACCAUUGACCAAUUCCUGAAUCAUCCUUGGGUGACGGAAGAACCCUUCAUUCGUCCUCAUAAAGAUGCUGUUGUUUUGACCGAGGAUCAAAUACAAACAAAGGCCUAUCGUCAUCAACAAAAUGUGGAACAGCAAGAGUUGAAAGCCAUGGUUCAAAAGACUGUCCAGUCCACUCUAUUGACUCCACCAGAGAUUGAACAAGACGGGGAUGAUUUGAUGGAAGACAGUAUGUAUUCCACACCGGAUGCCGCUACUUUACGAGAAAUAUUUGAUAUUACUUAUGCUGUGCAACGUAUGGGCGAGGAACAAUCUUUAAUGGAUCAAAAGCAACAAAUAGAACAACAACAAACAAUCAUUUCACCUACACCAUCACCAGCGACUACCCAUGUUCAGGUGCCGCUGGCUUUACAGAAUCAGAAUCUACCCAUUGCUCAGAAAUUAGCCUUGCAUAGUCGUGGUGUGGCGGAUCCCAUCAAUUACCGUCACCAUCAGCCCUUGUUGCAUCAACAAAAACCUCCCAAUGCAUUUGAUGGAUUUCAAUUGGAUAUGAAUAAUGCUACUUUAUUAACAAAUCGAAUGAAAAUUAAAGUUUAA